This is a messenger RNA of Ictalurus punctatus (channel catfish), 3093 nucleotides long. It is a transcript of the gene hoxc3a, whose product is annotated as homeobox C3a. Gene Ontology annotation, cellular component: nucleus. The transcript is spliced from 4 exons. Gene Ontology annotation, biological process: regulation of transcription by RNA polymerase II. Lineage: Eukaryota; Metazoa; Chordata; Actinopteri; Siluriformes; Ictaluridae. Bases 790 to 1527 code for a protein of 245 amino acids. Gene Ontology annotation, molecular function: DNA-binding transcription factor activity, RNA polymerase II-specific; RNA polymerase II cis-regulatory region sequence-specific DNA binding. The record is from RefSeq and is a predicted model, not a curated record.
UCUAUGAACAUGAACUUUACAGUCUUGUGUCCUCUUUGGAUCUCCCCAUCUAUCCACUGAAGAGCCUGCGUUGCUGUUGAAAUGAUCUUAACAUCCUACUUUUUCUUUCAUUUCGGCCUUUUCGAUGUGCGGCAGAUGGAUUUUAAAGCACAGAUUCUUCCGUCUCGACUGCUUCGUCGGCAGUAAUGACUGUAGCCUACAGAAGUCGCCGCCUCCUCUAGCUUUCUUUCUCCCUGCCUGUGUUAUCCCCAAGAGGGGAAGCGACAGCACGGGUGACUGAAGUGUGUAUGCUUGUGUGUGUGGUUUAGGAAUGGGGGUGUAAAUACCACCGUCUGUCCUUUACAAGAUAUUUUCCCUCCUGCCACGAUCAGUUGUAUCGAGUCUGGCAGAGGAAAGAUCACAUCCGUGUAUUGCUGAGCCACCGAGCUUCACGACAACAGAAGGAAGAGUGCGGGUUAAUCACUGCUGAUAAUGCUAAGAAGAGAGCAUUAGGGAGAUGGAGACGGUGUCGUCCUCCGGCAAGAAGUUGCUCGCAGACACUUUGCAACUCAGGGUUCAUCCACUACGCCACGCUAUUGGCUAUUGGGCCCUCACGUGACUCCAGGCUUCACCCGCAUCGCCUAGGCAAUUAAAUGCCUUGAGGGCAGUUCUGCACUAGACCUCCACGCGCUCGGAGCAGGUCACGCUGAAGGCCACACGUGGGAUUCGCAAGACUGUAGUUUUCUUCAGAAACCGCACGCGACGUGUCCUAGUGACAGCCGAAUCACGAUUGGGAUCCGACCUCACUGCAUGAACCAGGUGGACCAAAAUAAGGGCAAUGAAGUGUCAGUGAAAAUUAAUGGAACGAGCACUAAAGGCUUCUUCUACAAGAAUGUCUACCCUUGGAUGAGAGAAACGCAGUCUGCCACUGCAAGUCAUGAGACACCCAGCUCCUGCCAAUCAGGAGCAUCACCAUAUAACAGUGGUGAGCUGGAUUCUCCAGAGACAGCAAGAAGGAAUGACAGCAGCUCCAGCAGGAAGCGUAUACGCACAGCUUUUACCUCUUCCCAGCUGCUGGAGCUUGAGAAAGAGUUCCAUUUCAGUGCUUACUUGUGUCGCCCACGACGCCUUGAGAUGGCGUCUGUGCUCAAGCUCACUGACCGACAGAUAAAAAUCUGGUUCCAAAAUCGUCGCAUGAAGUACAAGAAAGACCACAAGGGAAAAGAAAAGGUUUGGCCAACCUAUUUAAGUGUCCAAUCUUCAGGAGAAGAAAGAAGUGCUGUAAUGGAUAUUACAGCUACAGCCUCACACAACUUCCAGUACUUCAGUCAGCCAAGCAUCAACUGUACUCAAAGCAGUUAUGGAGACACUAUGUACAGAGAAUGGUUCCUGAUUACAAAGUCAGCUACACCUGUUAAAGACACUACUUUAGACCCUCAACCUGUGCCCAGACUUGAUACUUCAAAUUUGGCCUCAGGGCAUGAUUUCUGUUUGCACCAGCAAGUUGAAGGCUGUAUCCUGGCACCUCCAGGACUCUCAUACAUGUGACAGUUCCAAUCCACGAUCGGCCAAUUCUUCAUCUCCAGAUCUAUUUACCUCUUUUGCCCAUGUUUAUAUCUCAUUUGGUCUUAUAAUUACAAGAAAGCUUACCAAGCAAAUCAGAUGAAAAGAUAAAGUGGGUUUAGCAGUUACAAUGUGUUCUUGUAACUUUAUUCACAUAAAACGCAACAUAAUCACUCUAGCUUGCUAGAAUUCCUACAGAUUUCACAUGAGAUUGGAUUGUCAUUCCAUACUCUGGCACACAGUUCCACAGCUGCUAUCACUUUAAGAAGAGUCAGGAUUUGUUGCCCUAAGAAGCUGACAUACAGGCAGAUCAUUGACUUAAAAGAGCUGGUGAGCCAAGUAUACUCUCAUGGGCAAAAGGCCAGGGGAGAAUUACAUUACGUUAUCAGCCAGUAUGCAGUAAAACUGGGAGGGUUUCCUCUGUGGAUAAGUUGUAGCAGGCUCUGUGAAAAGUAAAGAGAUUUAUUGAACAUGGACAUGAGCCCACUUCUAAGAAUUUAUCUACCAAGCUCAGAUAGGUUGGGGGAAAUAAGCACAAAAAUCCUCCAAGCAUUUGUAAGAGCAGUUACUGUUUUUAACUUAAUUGUGAAAUAUCAACAUGGGUAGAACAGGUACAGAGAAACUGUACUUAAGUAAAUGUGUCAAAAUCGUACUCAGUUAAAAGUAUAGACAUGGAGUGGAAGUAUCCAUGUUUAAACAUGCUCAAGUAUUUUUUAAAGGAUGUUCAUUUUCUUUAUCAAAUGCUAAACUGUUGUCAUGCUGUCAUCCUGUAUGAAUCAUUUGUAAAUCCAAGAGAACAUCAGUUCAAGGACCAAUUAGCGAAAUUGUGUGAAAGUUUCAUUUGAUAUUGAAGUGGGUUUUUGUUUGGAAUCACUGUAAAUUUACUUCAAUAAGAGUCCACAUAUUCAGUUUCAGUAAUACUUGCUUAAAGUGCAAAACUUCCAAAAUAGUACUUAAGUACAGAAAUUACAAGUAUUGUCCACCCCUGAAUCUCAGAACAUAAUGUAUUGUCUAUAGUCUAUAAGUAUAUAGGACAAAGUGUAUUGGUUUAUUUUACUAUUUUGCUUCGUAAACAUUUACAGUAUGUUCCCUCGGGAGAUAUUCUAAAGAAGUCAAACAAGCAUUUAACCGCUUUGUUUAUUUCAGUACUUAUUUCUUGUUUGUUUAUUAAGCAAACCAUGCUGAAUAGAUAUUUGCUGAAUAAAGCACACAUCUAUGUAUAGCAAAACAUUCUGCAUUGAUUCCUUUAUUUUGUAUUCUGUGUGCUGUAGUAACUUGCUAAUUACACAGUUAAUGCAUACUGCAGUUAUUAGUAGCUAUUAAACAUAUUUUAUGAAAAAUCAUGAUGAAAAAUCUGAAAAGGAAUUGCCUUGAACGUGCAGUACAGGUCAGAUCAGAAGAAAUAUGAUCUGUCAGUUGUCAUUCUUUGUGCUUAUAGAUUUUAAUAAUCAAUUUAAAUAGGAAAAAACAUGCAUUUCAUUCUGUGUUCAUUGUUUGUUUUGUGUCAAUUGCAUAUGAAUAAACUGACAUAAUGCAUGUAUUUAAAAAAAA